AUGGCGCUGCGGGGUGGCGGUGGCGCGGGGGUCGCGCGGAGCGGGGGCGGGGACACGCAGCGGGCGCUGGACGAGUUCGAGCAGCUGGCGGGGCUCCGGGGUCGCGCCGCGUACGUGCUGGAGCACCUCGCCACAUUCACCGUGACCCGGGAGACCGGCAUCGUGUACCCAGCCGAUGGGAUGCGCCGGCUGCUUCAACUGGAGAAAACCAAUGGAAUAUGGAGUCAGAAGAUGCAACUAUGCUUAGAGGACCAGUGGGUGCUGGUCAUGGACUAUGAAACAGGGUCGAUCAUGGAGCGGUUCCCAGCUUCUUACGUGCACUCGCCGACCGCGUUUACAUCGCCGGAGCCUGGCGAGCUGUACAACAACGUGCUGGCCUUCGUGGUGGGUGCCCCGGAUGCGCGCCGCGAGCUCCACAUCUUCCAGUGCCACGACGUCAGCGCGCAGACCCUCGUCGAAGAGCUCAACGCGCUCAAGGGAGUCGGCGGCGGUGCAUCAGCGGAGGGCGGCCGCGACUUCAUCAUCGAGCGGGAACGGGAGAGAGAGAGAGAAAGUGAGAUGGAACGACCCCGGCGACAGCAAAUAUCAGCGCAACUGGGUCGCAGCGAGAGAGCUGGCUCCGGCGGAGACAGAGACGACGCGUCCUCGACCGGUUCCGAACGGCUGUACGAGCAGGACAUCGCGAUCCUUAACCGGUGCUUCGAUGACAUAGAGAAGUUCAUCGCGCGGCUGCAACACGCGGCGGCCGCGGCGAGGGAGCUCGAACGACGGCGGCGCUCCCGCGGCGCGAAGCGUGCGGGAGAUGGGAUGCUGGCGCUUCGUACCAGGCCGCCACCGGAGCGGGACUUCGUGGACGUGCUACAGAAAUUCAAGCUGUCGUUCAACUUACUGGCUCGUCUGCGCGCGCAUAUUCACGACCCGAAUGCGCCAGAAUUGGUGCACUUUUUAUUCACGCCGCUGGCGCUAAUCGUGGAUGCUGCACAGGAUGUAGCGGAUGGGAGACUGCCAGCGCGCGUGGUUCAGCCUCUGCUAACGCGGGAUGCGCUCAACCUGCUCGCCAACUGCGUCACCAGCAAGGAGACCGAGCUCUGGCACUCGCUCGGCGACGCCUGGCUCAUACCCAGAGAGCAAUGGAAAACGGCCAUCCCGCCUUACCAGCCGGUGUUUAUGGACGGCUGGUCGCCGGAUUACCAGGUGGAUGAUCAGCCCUUGCGCAGGACGUCACCACGGCGGGAGUCAUCGCGGGGUGAGGUGCGAAGCGAGGUGCGAGCGGAAAUGCGGGGGGAGGUGCGGGGUGAGGUUCGGGGAGAGGUGCGAGAGGAGGUGGGAGAGGUGGGUGCAGAGCGGAACGACGGGUACGCCUACGAUCGCGACGAACCAGAUCUCUACACGGACCAGUACCCUCCAUACCCCAGGAAUACGAGAUCGACAGCCCGGGAAGACUCCGGUUCUGCAGCCUCCUCACCAGAACGGGAACCGCCUUACCGUGGUCCAGAUCGAGAUGAUGACGAGCUGGGCGAGGCGUGGGCGCGCGGAGUGGCGGCGCGCGGGGGGCGCGUGGUGCGCGUCACGUACCCGCGCACCGCCAACAACGACAAGGAGCUGUCUGUCGUGCGCGGGGAGUACCUCGAGGUACUGGAUGACUCGCGAAAGUGGUGGAAGGCGCGCAACCGGCGCGGCGUGACGGCGCACGUGCCGCACACCAUCGUGGCACCGGCCUUCUCGCCACCCGCCUCGCCGCACCUCUACCCCAACCCCAUCUACCAAUACCAUCACCAUCAGGAGGGCGGGGGGCGCGGUUCAGGUGGCAGCAGUCCGACGGGCGGCGCUGGUAGGGCCGCGGGGCUGGCGGGGGGCGGCGCGGCGCUUGGGAGCGCGGGGGGAGCGGGGGCGCCCGCCGCCGCUGACUGGGUGCGCCGCGAGCGCCUCGGCAAAAAGGGCGAGUUCCGAUACUUCUAA
Parnassius apollo (apollo) is the source of this 1959-nucleotide messenger RNA. The record is from the annotation of a GenBank genome assembly. NCBI's taxonomy places the organism in Eukaryota, Metazoa, Arthropoda, Insecta, Lepidoptera, Papilionidae.